This is a messenger RNA of Anoplopoma fimbria (sablefish), 814 nucleotides long. It is a transcript of the gene krtcap2, whose product is annotated as keratinocyte associated protein 2. The record is from RefSeq and is a predicted model, not a curated record. The transcript is spliced from 5 exons. NCBI's taxonomy places the organism in Eukaryota, Metazoa, Chordata, Actinopteri, Perciformes, Anoplopomatidae. The coding region runs from base 135 to 545 and encodes 136 amino acids.
UCCCACCUCACAUUUGGUCCGGGUAAGGAAGUUUUUUUUGUUCCUAGAACCGAUGACAAGUUAGCUGGCUGAACUAAGUUUAACCCAAUUCACAUUUUUUUGGACUACAGGGGACUCUAAUUUAACAGUGAAUCAUGGCGGUGAACACAGGCACCUCUCUAGUCCUGUCCAGCCUGCUGUCAGUGCUGGUAUUUGCUGGGAUGCAGAUGUUCAGUAAGCAGCUGGGAUCCACUGAGUGGCUCACAAUCCUGGGAGGUUUCCUAGGCUCAGUCCUCUUCAUCUGCUCCCUCACUGCAUUCAAUAAUUUGGAAAAUCUGAUUUUUGGGAAGGGAUUCCAAGCCAAGAUAUUCCCAGAGAUUCUGCUGUGCCUGUGCCUGUCACUAUUUGCCUCUGGUCUGGUUCACCGCGUCUGUGUCACCACAUGCCUGAUAUUUUCCCUCUUUGCCUUGUACUACAUCAACAAAGUAUCGGCAGCUCUCUACCAAGCAUCCGUUCCCGCAGUAACUCCAGCAAAAGCUGCCAGCAAGGGCAAAAGGAAGAACUGAUGAAUCUGUUGGAUCCUGCUUGCAUCCAGCAAAUCAGUUAAUAUUACCCAGAUGCUGAUGGCCAGUGCAGCACAGCAGUUGCAUAUUUUGUAUUAAUGAUUUAAUCCACAACCCUAGGUGUAUUUCUGCGGCUUUUUUAAGAUUACACUUAAAGUUAUGGUCAGUUCAAUGACAACUACUUUGAAACCAUUAUAACGCCAUUUUUUUUUUUACAGUGAUGUCAAUUCAAAUCAAGGCCAUUAAAAAAAAAAAAAGCCUAAGGGCCGUCA